CCUGGAUCAAUUUUAUCAUUAGCACUAUAAGUACAUCACUCAAUUCGAAUUUUCCGAUGCAGAUACAACCCAAUUCCGGAUCCUCCAUCCUAGCAGAUGAUCUGGCCCGGCUUUCUUACGCCCGCCAGAAAAGGCGCGUUUUUACGCGACUAUCGGUCGCCCAUGAAUGCCAUAUAGAAGGCCUCGCGCCGCGCCGUCGCGGGAUGAAUCGGUAACAAGAACAGGAGAAAGCUCUCGGCUGAACUGUCACAAGUGACGUCAAAACGGCCGCCUACCCGGUCAUGACCUGCCUAACCUCGGUCGUUUAUCAACUUCCACCAACCAGAUGCGGCUGGGAUCUCUUCUCAGGCUCACCAGUCACUCCAUAACACCACCACUACACCCACACUCACAUAUCGUCCGCAGAAUGGCCAGCGCUCAAGCCUCCGUUUUCGGUCUGAAGGAUUUCUCACUCGUGAAAACUCAGGCGUUCAUCGGCGGGCAAUGGUUAGACGCGAAGAGUGGAGAGACCAUCACGGUGACGAACCCUGCUACGGACGAAGUUUUGGGCACGGUUCCCGAGAUGGGUCUCGCAGAAACAAAGGAGGCGAUCGAGGCGGCACAGAACGCGUUUCCCGAUUGGAGUCGCACAACACCCAAAACACGGCAUGAUAUCUUGAUGAAACUGUCCGCGCUCAUGGAGGAGCACGGUGACGAUCUCGGUCGGCUCAUCACUCUCGAGAAUGGGAAGACUCUCGCAGAAGGCAAAGUGAGUGUCUUUCCGCUUGCCACGCACGCCGAUAUCUCAUCAGAAAUCCAGGGCGAGAACGUCUACAGCGCAUCGUUUGUCGAGUGGUUCGCGGAAGAAGCCGUCCGGACGUACGGAGAAACCAUCCCAUCUCCAUUCCCCAAUGUUCGCAAUGUGACCAUCCAACAACCUGUCGGUGAGUUCUGGAGGAAGUUGCUGAUCAUCCUAUCUGACCGACUUGCACAGGCGUUGUGUGAGCAUCAGAGGCUUUCCCUACGAAUAGGAUCUCAGUUCCGCGUCUUUAGUGCGAUCCUUACACCGUGGAACUUCCCGUCGGCCAUGAUAACCCGAAAGUUGGCUGCAGCUUUGGCCGCAGGCUGCACGAGUGUCAUCAAGCCCCCACCCGAAACCCCCUUCUCCUGUCUUGCUCUGGUUGAGCUCGCCCGUCGCGCCGGUGUUCCUGACGGUGUCAUCAAUGUUGUUACUACUCAGAAAAACGUCGCCGAAGUCGGGAAGGAGCUUUGUGAAAGCAAGAUCGUGAAGAAAGUGACAUUCACUGGGUCGACGCCUGUUGCCAAAUUACUGACCGGGAUGGCCGCUUCGACAUUGAAAAAAGUUUCCAUGGAAGCAGGAGGAAACGCGCCCUUCAUUGUGUUCGAUGAUGCCAAUAUUGACGAGGCUGUUGCUGCUGCCAUCGUUUGCAAAUUCCGUGGCACUGGUCAGACAUGUGUUUGCGCAAAUCGGAUGUUCGUGCACUCAUCUGUGUACGCUGAAUUCGCCUCUCGCCUGGCUGAGAAAGUGGCCACAUUCAAGGUCGGAAAUGGGUUGGAUGAGAGCUCAACCCAUGGCCCGCUGAUCCACUCACGGGCAGUAGAAAAGGUCCAGUCCCAUGUCGAUGAUGCGGUUGCUCGGGGUGCUCAGGUCCUUGUUGGUGGCUCCUCGGUUCCUGGCACUUCGACAUUUUUCGAGCCCACCGUCCUGAGCGAUGUCCCCUCCACCGCGCUGAUCAACACGGAAGAAACGUUCGGCCCUAUCGCUGCCUUGGUGAAGUUUGAGACAGAGGAGGAGGUCAUCAGGAUGGCCAAUGCGACUGAUUUUGGGCUCGCUGGCUACUUCUUCUCGAGAGAUGUGGGACGAGUCUGGCGUGUUGCAGAGAAGCUCGAGGUGGGAAUGGUCGGAACCAACACCGGACUCAUCAGCCAAGCAGUGAUCCCGUUCGGUGGUAUCAAGGAAAGUGGACUGGGUCGUGAAGGAGGUCACGGAAUCGCAGAAUAUAUGAACACCAAGUUGAUCGUGUUCGGAGGCUUGGCUUGAGGGACUCACACUGUACCAAAUCCUCACGUUUCGAAUGUAUGCAAACAAGUUUCCGUCAUGUGCACGGUCCGAU
Molecule: messenger RNA, 2114 nt
Organism: Mycena citricolor
Lineage: Eukaryota; Fungi; Basidiomycota; Agaricomycetes; Agaricales; Mycenaceae
Source: the annotation of a GenBank genome assembly